This is a messenger RNA of Kockovaella imperatae, 1531 nucleotides long. RefSeq names its product major facilitator superfamily domain-containing protein. The coding region runs from base 67 to 1425 and encodes 452 amino acids. Gene Ontology annotation, biological process: transmembrane transport. The transcript is spliced from 12 exons. The record is from RefSeq and is a predicted model, not a curated record. Gene Ontology annotation, cellular component: membrane. Gene Ontology annotation, molecular function: transmembrane transporter activity. NCBI's taxonomy places the organism in Eukaryota, Fungi, Basidiomycota, Tremellomycetes, Tremellales, Cuniculitremaceae.
CAACACUUUACUAUCAAUAUUACCGUGUGUCGCUCACUGCUUUCAAUCAUCGAGACAUAGGUCAAGAUGGCAUCAAGUAGUGGUAGUAGAGACGUGGCUGCUCGGCGCAGAGAUAUCGAGGGUCAUGGGAGCAAACCCCUCGAUUGGGCACCGUCUCCUUCAAGACAGGUGUGGAUGCUUUCUGCUCUCAUGUUCAGUAUGAUGCUUUGUGGAUGGGUUGAAGGCUCAGUAGGCCCUUUGUUACCGUCCUUACAGGCUUACUACAAACAAAAUUACGCAACGAUGUCUUACGUGUUUGUCACUGGUUUCAUCGGCUCCUUGGGUUCAGGGUUCCUUUCCGUCUACAUCACCGACAAAUUAGGGUUCGGAAGAACAAUCCUGCUCGGUGCUCUUGCCGUCGCUCUCGCCUAUGGCUUGACCUCUAUUCGAGGCACAUUCUUCCUCUUCAUUUUCUCCUACGGAGUCAAUGGUUUCGGCGGAGCCAUCAUCGAUGCCCAGGCCAAUAGUUUCGCAUCUCGUCUCCCGGCUGUCCCAUCUGGAGUCUUCCAAGUCCAAGCUUGCUUUGCUCUAGGAGCGACCAUUGCUCCACUCGUCAGUACUUUCAUCGUCGAGCGAUUCCAAGGUCGUCCUCAUCUCUUUUUCCUUGUCGCCAUGGGUGUUUCAUUGGUCAAUGCUUUGAUCCUUGUCAUCGCCUUCAAGGGCAAGACUGAGAAGCAAUUGCUCGGAGCAGGAGCCGAUGCAGCGCCCAUUGAUGACUCGCACGCCGUUGAACGAGACUUGGCACGGGAAGACCAGCCUCUGUUGCCCCGAAAGCGGAAACAGCAAGAGACCCGUGGUAGUGGAGAGAAAAUGCUUGCGUUGUUGGGAAAUCCCACUGUGUGGUCAGUCCUUGGCUGGGUCUUCUUCUACUGUGGUGCCGAGAUGGCGAUCAGUGAAUAUCUUACAUCAUAUCUCAUCACUGAGCGAAAUGCGACCAUCUCGGCAGGAUAUGCAAGUGUUGGGUUCUGGUCUGCCAUGACUAUCAGUCGAUUCCUUUUUGCUCCCCUGAGCAGGAAACUGGGAUGGUAUAACUCUGUGUACAUCUACUCCAUCAUCAGUAUCGGUGGUCAGGUCAUUGGCUACCUGACUCCUUCCGACGUCGGAACUUCCAUCGCUUUCGCCCUCAUUGGACUGAUGUAUGGCCCAAUGUGGCCAAAUGUCUUGAUGGUCACCGCUGAAGAGCUCGACGAAGAUCUUCGAGUAGGUAUCAUCAGCUUCAUGGGUACCACCAGUGGUCUUGGCACGGCCAUACUGCCAAUUGCAUUUGGUGCAAUCUUCGACCGUUGGGGCAUCUGGAUCUUCCCUCACCUUGUCGGCAUCAUGGUGGUGCUUUCGAUGCUUUGCUGGUCGUUGAUGAAGAGGAAGAGCCACACUCACGCGGAGUAAUUGGGUCUCUGAACUGUAGUAGAUGUGCAAGUGUCCGCUCGCGAAGCCGGAUCUCGCGUUCGUCCAAGAUGGGUAGUAAAGGGAGCGCGCGCAUGCAAGGGAGCAU